CGGGGGCGGGACUAGGCUCGGCGGGGCGGAGCUGGGCGGGGCCUCCUGGGCCGGCGGCGGAGCCUCGCGAAGGUUCCAGAGGCGUCUCGUGCGGAGGGCGGGCUUUCGACUCGCGCCGGGUUCGUGUCGCCCGCUGCCGGCGCUGCGACGUUCGCGGGUGGCGUGUUCGGUUUCUCCUGCCUUCUCCGGUGCACCGCUGCAGCUCUGGCCUCGGGCCCGACCCGCCACACCAUGGCUUCCACUCUGGAGGAGUUGCAGAAAGACCUAGAAGAGGUCAAAGUAUUGUUGGAAAAGUCCAGUAGGAAAAGAGUACGAGAUACUCUCACAAGUGAAAAGUCCAAGAUUGAGAUGGAAAUAAAGAACAAGAUGCAGCAGAAGUCACAGAAGAAACAAGAACGUGACAAUGAAAAGCCAGCUGCUGUGGUUGCUCCUCUUACAACAGGGUACACCGUGAAAAUCAGUAAUUAUGGAUGGGACCAGUCUGAUAAGUUUGUGAAAAUCUACAUUACCUUAACUGGAGUUCAUCAGGUUCCCACUGAGAAUGUGCAGGUACACUUCACAGAGAGGUCAUUUGAUCUUUUGGUAAAAAAUCUCAAUGGCAAGAAUUACUCCAUGAUUGUGAACAAUCUUUUGAAACCCAUCUCUGUGGAAAGCAGUUCAAAAAAAGUCAAGACUGAUACAGUUAUUAUCCUAUGUAGAAAGAAAGCAGAAAACACACGAUGGGACUACUUAACUCAGGUGGAAAAAGAAUGCAAAGAGAAAGAAAAGCCUUCCUAUGACACUGAAGCAGAUCCUAGUGAGGGUUUAAUGAAUGUUCUAAAGAAAAUUUAUGAAGAUGGGGAUGAUGACAUGAAGCGAACCAUUAAUAAAGCAUGGGUGGAAUCCAGAGAGAAGCAAGCCAGAGAAGACACAGAAUUUUGAGACUUCUACGUCCUAAUGGGAACUGUGAUGUUGAAUGCUCAUGUUUCCAGUAAGGGAAUGUUGUUGAACUGCACAUCAAAUUUGACAGAUAACUUUACACAGUCUUCUAAGUAAAGACAGCAAAUUCUCCUUUUCUUACUGGAGGAUUUGAUUUAAAUAAUACGCUUAUUAUUUGAUUUAAAUAAUAUGCUUAUUCAUUAGCACCCCAGUCAUUUUGUUUAAGAAAAGGUUGUGACAUUCUUUCUGAAAUGUAAAAAAAAAAAAAAAAACCUUACAUAAUGAAAAUGUUACAUAUUUUUGUUCUGGCUGGAAGGUAGAAAACAAGUAUUUGCCUACUUGUAACUGACAUUAGCUCCUAGUAAUGUAAAAGAAAACCAAAGUUUUUGCAUAAAAUUCAAAUUUGUAUACAAACUUGCAAGUUACUAUAGAGCUGUUUUCCGUUAUUACCAGCUUAAGCGAUGUGUGUGCCAUGUAUUACCAUGUACUACUAAUUGACUUAAGUAUAUUUAUGAAUAUAAAGUUUAAACAAAAUACAAAUGAUAGAAAUAGACAAACAUCUUGUGUUGGUAAAUACUGCCGUGGAUCAGAUGGCUUAUAAAGAACCAUGAUGAGAAAAACUUGAAAAUCCAUCUAUUCCUUUGUUCAAUAAAGUUGGAGUUUUACUUAAAA
Messenger RNA from Meriones unguiculatus (Mongolian gerbil), 1590 nucleotides. It is a transcript of the gene Cacybp, whose product is annotated as calcyclin binding protein. Gene Ontology annotation, biological process: heart development. The transcript is spliced from 6 exons. The record is from RefSeq and is a predicted model, not a curated record. The coding region runs from base 232 to 921 and encodes 229 amino acids. NCBI's taxonomy places the organism in Eukaryota, Metazoa, Chordata, Mammalia, Rodentia, Muridae. Gene Ontology annotation, cellular component: nucleus. Gene Ontology annotation, molecular function: tubulin binding; S100 protein binding; ubiquitin protein ligase binding.